This is a messenger RNA of Rhizoctonia solani, 960 nucleotides long. RefSeq names its product NADH:flavin oxidoreductase/NADH oxidase. The record is from RefSeq and is a predicted model, not a curated record. Gene Ontology annotation, molecular function: FMN binding; oxidoreductase activity. Lineage: Eukaryota; Fungi; Basidiomycota; Agaricomycetes; Cantharellales; Ceratobasidiaceae. The transcript has 5 exons. The coding region runs from base 1 to 960 and encodes 319 amino acids.
AUGGAUGACUCGGUAACCCUUCCAUGUGGGAAACAGCUGCGGAACCGCCUAGUAAAGGCGGCAAUGUACGAGGCUAUGGCUAACUUUGGUGGAGGCCCGCCAACCCAACAGCACUAUGAGCUUUACUCACGUUGGGCCACCGGAGGGUGGGGGAUGAUUAUUACGGGUAAUGUACAAGUAUGUCAAUCACACCUUACACUAGGGAGAGAUGUCAUAUUACCAAGAACUGCAGCUGAAAUGGAGUGCUUCAGACACUGGGCGUACUGCAUGAAGUCAUUCUCGGAAAAAGGGAGUCCUGUAACAAUCAUGCAGCUAAGUCAUGCGGGUAGACAGUCACCCCGAUUCAUAGGAGGGCGGAACCCGUGGACACCUCCAUCGGCUCCUUCCGCUCAGCCGAUGACUCCGCGAGAAGGCAUUCUCUCCCGUCUAGUGUUUUCAAUCUUAUUCCAGCCCCCUCAUCCUUUGGACAAAGUGGAAAUCGGGUCUGUCGUCUCCGCAUUCGUAUCUGGUGCGCUUGUUGCGUAUGAUUCCGGGUUUGAUGGUAUUCAACUACAUGCUUCCCAUGGAUACCUACUAUCGCAAUUUCUUUCCAUCAAAAACAAUGGUCGGACAGACGAUUACGGCCCACCAAACGAGCUUAAACUCCUCCACGACAUAGUGUCUACCAUACGUGCAGAGCCCCGAAUACCGGACUCAUUCGUAAUUGGUGUCAAGCUGAAUGCUGGGGACUACGCUGGCGAUCAAGCCGCCGAAGAGCACGCUCUCUCCCACGUGCGAUCAAUCGCAGCAUGGCGAAAAGUCGACUUUCUGGAGAUCAGGUUAGUUGGACAAGUGACGCACUUUACAUUUUGUAACCUGUUUGAGUUGUUACAAGCGGAGGGGACUAUGAAUCACCUGAUUUCAUGGGAAGAGCCAGUCCUCGUCAGGCUUUCUUUUCACGCUUCUCCCGAAAAGCCCUAG